AUGAUCGAUGAGGGAUGCGAUGAUUCCGACCUUGAACUCGGAAUAGCGUUAUCGCUCUCACACCCUCAGGGUUCGGACGCAGAGCGGCCGCCGUUACCGAUAGUACGCCGAAGGCUACUACCUCCGGUGACCGUGAACGCACGUAGCAAAAAAUUGCUGCGAAAUGUGUACCGAGAUAACCGGUCGCAGAAGAAGAAAAUCGAUGCAUUGAUGGAGGCUACCUUCCGAACGCUCCAGGCUGUCGGCGGUGCUGAGGGUGAGCCUGGAGAUACCAUAGAUGUAGAAACACUCGAAUUAGCACUUGCAAGGCUAGGUUACCCUUUGACUGGCGAGAAAUUGCAGGAAAUGCUGCAAUGCUACAUAGGUGAAAGCCGACCAGCUUCGACACACCUUGAAGACUACGCUUUGUACACUCGCGAGACCCUGGGAGAUCGCAAUUUGGUAUCGGAAUGGCGCCCUAGCGGCGCAAUAGCGCCUCGACCAGUCGACAGGGUCGAUAUUAACACUAUCCGCGAGAUAUUUCUCGACUGCAAUCUAAGAAUAGAGAACAAUGGUCUAAUAUACUGA
This is a messenger RNA of Babesia sp. Xinjiang, 567 nucleotides long. RefSeq lists its product as uncharacterized. NCBI's taxonomy places the organism in Eukaryota, Apicomplexa, Aconoidasida, Piroplasmida, Babesiidae. The record is from RefSeq and is a predicted model, not a curated record. The coding region runs from base 1 to 567 and encodes 188 amino acids. The transcript has a single exon.